UCGGAAGCCUCUGCUUCAUUGCCAUGAUUUGACGUCCGAUCCUGAACAGAUGGUCACGAUGUGUGCAGAGUCCCCCCACCUCCUCUCAUGGUCGUUCCCCAACCCCUCCGAUCUGAGGUCGCCGCCGCCACGAGGUAGAGAGGUGACGGCAACUGCGACGACGGGCGAAUUCCUUCUCCACGCUUCCACUGUCUCUCACAGCAAUUCCUAGCGAACUCUAUCAUCGUCGGCGGUAAAUGGUUAUAGGCAGGAGACGCCCUCUUGACGGCGGCGCGCCCCCGCCUCUCCCUCCGUCGCCUUGGCUCUCCGCCGCACUCCCAGCUUCCACGAAUUCGGGUCCCCACCCGGCGCACCAUCUAGAUCCGCCUCUGGUUGCCGAAAUGGAGGGCAAGGCGGUGGGCUUCUCGGCCGCCAAUUGCGGCGCCGACGCGACGGCGGACGAUUUCGAGUACAUCACCGGGAUGAGCACCAUCCUGGUGGCCACCAUCCAGGAGGUGAAGGACCGGGUCUCCCAGAUGGAGUUCAUCUUCUGCAGCCAGAUCUUCCCGCACUUCCAGGCCAAGUCCAAGCUCCUCCACGCGCGGCUGGCCGAUUCCACUGCCACGAGGGAGGCCGAGGAUGAGUGGCGGCAGAAGGAGGCCGGCCUGCUGAGGCAGCUGGAGGAGCUCAGUCGCGGGAAGCGGCGUGCGGAGGAUAGGCUGCUGCAGCUGGAGAGCUCUCUCGAGGAGAUGCGAGGGAGGCUCCUCGACGCUGAGCGGUUGGCUGCGGAGCACGGUGCUGAGAAGAAGCAGCUUCUGGGGAGAUUGGAGGAGGAAAUGAAGAAAGAUGAGGUGGUCCACCGGUUCGAAAGGGAGAUCGGGGAGAAGGAUGCUGAGAUAUCAAGGGAAAGAUUGCGGAGAUGGAAGGCUCCAAGAUUGACCAGAAUGAAGGCUCCAAGAUUGACCCGAGUGAAGGCUCCAAGUCCCCUAUGAAUCGGAAGUCCUCCAAGUAAGAGAAAGUUUACAGAUUUACAAGACACAAAAAAUGAAAGCAUUCAGGUAGUUUAUAAAACUGCACCUAAACCGAGGUCUCUCAGCGAUUUGCGUUUUAGGCCGUCCGUUUUCGCGGUCUGGGCAUUUCUGUCCGUCAGAUCUUGUGUGAAGAUCAACCUGGCCGGUACUAUGUGAAAUUUGACCCAGCUGUCCUGUGGGCUGCUGCUCUGGAGGCCGGAACGAAGGCUUCUCGUGCAUUGGGCCGUCCGCCAGCCGCCUGCCUGUUCCAGCGCUAAAAGGAGGUCCAUUGCUGGGCUCGCGAGGCAUAAGAGUGAUUGCGUGCCAUCCAAAGAAAAAUCCAAUCCCGAUCGAGUCGCUAGGGCAGGCCUAGGUCCGCCCCCACCUGCCGUCGCCGCUAAACACACACAGAGAGAGAGAGAGAGGACAAUGUCAACGGUGGAUUGGAGUAGAUCGACAUGUGCCCCUCCCAAAGGAAGGCACACGAUGGUGAGCGAGGACUGCGACGUACGCCAACUAAUCUUAUGAGCUGUGCUCUGGUUGGAUCCCCUUUUCUCGCGCCUCUACUUUCAUCGCCCACGGCGGCGCACAGGGUGAUGGUAACCAUAUUGGUUCACAUCAACAAGGAUCUUCUGGUGGGAAGCCCCAUGUUUUGUCCUUCUUGUUGGUCAAUACUGGAUUGACUCAAGAGUUCGUCCAGCGGCCGCAAAUAUCCAACAUCCAGAAUCAUGAGGGCGAGCGGUUGGUCACAAAACCAUCGACCUUCUGUUCAACUGGGUCUACUGGGAAAUAACAGAUGGCUGCACUUGGGCGAUGUGAACCCAUGCUCAGGCGAUGAAGGAUUCAGCGGGCGAUGCGAAGGGUGUUGUUGUGGCGGCUGGAGGCGUGAUAGUCGCUGAUGCUGAUGGUGGAUGUGAGUUAUAAUCUUGCUGCCUCCUCCUCUUUGGGCCAUGCCUAGAUGCUCCUAUAUAUGCUCCGCUUGCCUAGGUUGAUGCUAUGUCUUCUUCCCUAUUGCAGUUUUUUUGUAUGGCUACAUAUACUUCCCCUACAUGGUUCGUAUUCCAUCUAAUGCUAGUGUUUUUUC
Molecule: messenger RNA, 2073 nt
Organism: Hordeum vulgare subsp. vulgare (domesticated barley)
Lineage: Eukaryota; Viridiplantae; Streptophyta; Magnoliopsida; Poales; Poaceae
Exons: 4
Coding region: 237-971 (244 amino acids)
Biological process (GO): DNA double-strand break processing involved in repair via single-strand annealing; double-strand break repair via homologous recombination
Cellular component (GO): site of double-strand break
Molecular function (GO): double-strand/single-strand DNA junction binding; flap-structured DNA binding; single-stranded DNA binding
Source: RefSeq, a predicted model, not a curated record